GGAGCCGCCGGGGCAGAAGCCGCACUUGUUAGUGUGGGGGGAGGAGGAGGCCGGGGGACGCCAACACCGUCUGCCAGGGACGCCGAGGAGAAGGCGGGAGGGGGGUGGGGGCGAGAUCGGGCUCCGACCCCCGGCCGAGGGGAUGAGGGGAGCAUGGGCGCCAAGGAGUCACGGAUCGGAUUCCUCAGCUACGAGGAGGCGCUGAGGAGAGUUACAGAUGUAGAGCUGAAACGACUGAAAGAUGCCUUCAAGAGGACCUGUGGACUCUCAUAUUACAUGGGCCAGCACUGCUUCAUCAGAGAAGUGCUUGGGGAUGGAGUGCCUCCAAAAGUUGCUGAGGUGAUUUAUUGUUCUUUUGGUGGAACAUCCAAAGGACUGCACUUCAAUAACUUAAUAGUUGGACUUGUCCUUCUUACAAGAGGCAGAGAUGAAGAGAAAGCAAAAUACAUUUUUAGUCUUUUUGCAAGUGAAUCCGGGAGCUAUGUUAUACGGGAAGAAAUGGAAAGAAUGCUCCAUGUGGUGGAUGGUAAAGUCCCAGAUACACUCAGGAAGUGUUUCUCAGAGGGUGAAAAAGUAAACUAUGAAAAGUUUAGAAAUUGGCUUCUUCUAAACAAAGAUGCUUUUACCUUCUCUCGUUGGCUGCUGUCUGGAGGUGUAUAUGUGACCCUCACUGAUGAUAGUGAUACUCCCACUUUCUACCAAACUCUGGCUGGAGUCACACAUUUGGAGGAAUCAGACAUCAUUGAUCUGGAGAAACGCUAUUGGUUGCUGAAGGCUCAAUCCCGAACUGGACGAUUUGAUUUAGAGACAUUUGGCCCAUUGGUUUCACCACCAAUUCGUCCAUCUCUAAGUGAAGGUUUGUUUAAUGCUUUUGAUGAAAAUCGUGACAAUCACAUAGAUUUUAAGGAGAUAUCCUGUGGGUUAUCAGCCUGUUGCAGAGGACCCCUGGCCGAAAGACAAAAAUUUUGCUUCAAGGUGUUUGAUGUUGACCGUGAUGGAGUUCUCUCCAGGGUUGAACUGAGAGACAUGGUGGUUGCACUCUUAGAGGUCUGGAAGGACAACCGCACUGAUGACAUCCCGGAAUUACACAUGGAUCUAUCUGACAUUGUAGAAGGCAUAUUGAAUGCACAUGACACCACAAAGAUGGGCCAUCUUACUCUAGAAGACUAUCAAAUCUGGAGUGUGAAAAAUGUUCUUGCCAAUGAAUUUUUGAAUCUACUUUUCCAGGUAUGUCACAUAGUUCUGGGGUUAAGACCAGCUACUCCAGAAGAGGAAGGACAAAUUAUCAGAGGAUGGUUAGAACGAGAGAGCAGGUAUGGUCUGCAACCCGGACACAAUUGGUUUAUCAUCUCCAUGCAGUGGUGGCAGCAGUGGAAAGAAUAUGUCAAAUAUGAUACCAGCCCUGUUGUAAUUGAGCCGUCAUCUGUUCUGAAUGGAGGAAAGUAUUUAUUUGGAACAACAGUACAUCCUAUAGAGCAGAGUGAAGAUAGAAUCGGAGGAGGCAGCCCCAGUUAUGUGAACACCACAGAAGAGAAAUUUUCAGACAACAUUUCUACUGCAUCUGAAGCCUCGGAAACUGCUGGCAGUGGCUUUCUGUAUUCUGCCACACCAGGGGCAGAUAUGUGCUUUGCUCGACAACAUAACACUUCUGACAAUAACAACCAGUGUUUACUAGGAACCAGUGGGAAUAUUUUGUUGCACCUCAAUCCUCAGAAACCAGGGGCUAUUGAUAACCAGCCACUAGUAACUCAAGAACCAGUAAAGGCUACAUCAUUAACACUAGAAGGAGGACGAUUAAAACGAACCCCACAGCUGAUUCACGGAAGAGAUUAUGAAAUGGUUCCAGAACCUGUAUGGAGAGCACUUUAUCAUUGGUAUGGAGCAAACCUGGCCCUACCUAGACCUGUAAUCAAGAAUAGCAAGACAGAAAUCCCAGAGCUGGAAUUAUUUCCUCGCUAUCUUCUCUUCCUGAGACAGCAGCCUGCCACUCGGACACAGCAGUCUAACAUCUGGGUGAAUAUGGGAAAUGUACCUUCUCCGAAUGCACCAUUAAAGCGGGUCUUAGCCUAUACAGGCUGUUUUAGUCGAAUGCAGACCAUCAAGGAAAUUCAUGAAUAUCUAUCUCAGAGGCUGCGCAUCAAAGAGGAAGAUAUGCGCCUGUGGCUAUACAACAGUGAGAAUUACCUCACUCUUCUGGAUGAUGAGGAUCAUAGAUUAGAAUAUUUGAAAAUCCAGGAUGAGCAGCACUUGGUAAUUGAAGUUCGCAACAAAGAUAUGAGUUGGCCUGAAGAAAUGUCCUUUAUAGCUAACAGUAGUAAAAUAGAUAGACACAAGGUUCCGACAGAAAAGGGGGCCACAGGUCUGAGUAACCUGGGAAACACAUGCUUCAUGAACUCAAGCAUCCAGUGUGUUAGUAACACACAGCCACUGACACAGUAUUUUAUCUCAGGGAGACAUCUGUAUGAACUCAACAGGACAAAUCCCAUUGGUAUGAAGGGACAUAUGGCUAAAUGCUAUGGGGAUUUAGUACAGGAACUUUGGAGUGGAACUCAGAAGAAUGUUGCCCCAUUAAAGCUUCGGUGGACCAUAGCAAAAUAUGCUCCCAGGUUUAAUGGGUUCCAGCAACAAGACUCCCAAGAACUUCUGGCUUUUCUCUUGGAUGGUCUUCAUGAAGAUCUCAACCGAGUCCAUGAGAAGCCAUACGUGGAACUAAAGGACAGUGAUGGCCGACCAGACUGGGAAGUAGCUGCAGAGGCCUGGGACAACCAUCUGAGGAGAAAUAGAUCAAUCGUUGUGGAUUUGUUCCAUGGACAGCUAAGGUCCCAAGUCAAAUGCAAGACAUGUGGGCAUAUAAGUGUGCGAUUUGACCCUUUCAAUUUUUUGUCUUUGCCACUACCGAUGGACAGUUAUAUGCACUUAGAAAUAACAGUUAUUACGUUGGAUGGUACUACCCCUGUACGAUAUGGACUAAGACUGAAUAUGGAUGAAAAGUACACAGGUUUAAAAAAACAGCUAAGCGAUCUCUGUGGACUUAAAUCAGAACAGAUCCUUCUUGCAGAAGUACAUGGUUCCAACAUAAAGAAUUUCCCUCAGGACAACCAGAAAGUACGACUCUCAGUGAGUGGAUUUUUGUGUGCAUUUGAAAUUCCCGUCCCUGGAUCUCCAAUUUCAGCUCCUAGUCCAGUACAGACAGAUUUUUCCUCUUCCCCGUCUACAAAUGGAAUGUUCACCCUAACCACCAAUGGGGACCUGCCUCGAUCAAUAUUCAUCCCCAAUGGAAUGCCAAACACUGUUGUGCCAUGUGGAACUGAGAAAAACUUCACAAAUGGAAUGGUGAAUGGUCAUAUGCCAUCUCUUCCUGACAGUUCCUUUACAGGCUACAUCAUUGCAGUCCACCGAAAAAUGAUGAGGACAGAACUGUAUUUCCUGUCAUCUCAGAAGAAUCGCCCCAGCCUUUUUGGAAUGCCUCUGAUUGUUCCGUGUACUGUGCAUACCCGGAAGAAAGACCUGUAUGAUGCGGUUUGGAUUCAAGUAUCUCGAUUAGCCAGCCCACUCCCACCUCAGGAAGCUAGUAAUCAUGCGCAAGAUUGUGAUGACAGUAUGGGUUAUCAGUAUCCAUUCACUCUACGAGUUGUGCAGAAAGAUGGGAACUCCUGUGCUUGGUGCCCAUGGUAUAGAUUUUGCAGGGGCUGUAAAAUUGAUUGUGGGGAAGACAGAGCUUUCAUUGGAAAUGCCUAUAUUGCUGUGGAUUGGGACCCCACGGCCCUUCACCUCCGCUAUCAAACUUCACAGGAAAGGGUCGUAGAUGAGCACGAGAGUGUGGAGCAGAGUCGGCGAGCGCAAGCUGAGCCCAUCAACCUGGACAGCUGUCUGCGUGCUUUCACCAGUGAGGAGGAGCUAGGGGAAAAUGAGAUGUACUACUGCUCCAAGUGUAAGACCCACUGCUUGGCAACCAAGAAGCUAGAUCUCUGGAGGCUCCCCCCCAUUCUGAUUAUUCAUCUUAAACGAUUUCAAUUUGUAAAUGGGCGAUGGAUAAAAUCACAGAAAAUUGUUAAAUUUCCUCGUGAGAGUUUUGACCCUAGUGCUUUUUUGGUGCCGAGAGACCCAGCUCUCUGUCAGCGUAAGCCACUCACACCCCAGGGGGACGACCUCUCUGAGCCCAGGGUCCCGGCAGGAGAGGUGAAGAAAGUGGAUGCUCAGAACUCAGCUGGGGAAGACAACACGCUCCUGAGCAAGAGCCCAUCCUCGCUGAGCGCCAAUGUCAUCAGUAGCCCUAAAGGUUCACCUUCUUCAUCAAGAAAAAGUGGAACCAGCUGUCCCUCCAGCAAAAACAGCAGCCCUAACAGCAGCCCUCGGACUAUAGGGAGGAGCAAAGGGAGGCUCCGGCUACCCCAGAUCGGCAGCAAAAAUAAACUGUCAAGUAGUAAGGAGAACUUGGAUGCCAGCAAAGAGAACGGGGCUGGGCAAGUUUGUGAGCUGGCUGAUGCCUUGAGCCGAGGGCACAUGCUGGGGGGCAGCCAGCCUGAGCUGGUCACCCCGCAGGACCAUGAAGUAGCUUUGGCCAACGGCUUCCUUUAUGAGCAUGAGGCAUGUGGCAAUGGCUACAGCAAUGGUCAGUUUGAAAACCACAGUGAAGAAGACAGCACCGAUGACCAAAGAGAAGAUAUUCAUGUUAAGCCUAUUUAUAAUCUAUAUGCAAUUUCGUGCCAUUCAGGAAUUCUGGGCGGGGGCCAUUACGUCACUUAUGCCAAAAAUCCAAACAGCAGGUGGUACUGUUACAAUGACAGCAGCUGUAAGGAACUUCACCCUGAUGAAAUUGACACCGACUCUGCCUACAUUCUUUUCUAUGAGCAGCAGGGGAUAGACUAUGCACAAUUUCUGCCAAAGAUUGACGGCAAAAAGAUGGCAGACACAAGCAGCAUGGACGAGGACUUUGAGUCUGAUUACAAAAAGUACUGUGUGUUACAGUAA
Balaenoptera musculus (blue whale) is the source of this 4971-nucleotide messenger RNA. RefSeq names its product ubiquitin specific peptidase 32 (gene USP32). The coding region runs from base 154 to 4971 and encodes 1605 amino acids. Gene Ontology annotation, biological process: protein deubiquitination. Gene Ontology annotation, cellular component: Golgi apparatus. The record is from RefSeq and is a predicted model, not a curated record. Lineage: Eukaryota; Metazoa; Chordata; Mammalia; Artiodactyla; Balaenopteridae. The transcript is spliced from 34 exons. Gene Ontology annotation, molecular function: cysteine-type deubiquitinase activity; calcium ion binding.